This is a messenger RNA of Protobothrops mucrosquamatus (brown spotted pit viper), 1110 nucleotides long. It is a transcript of the gene KIF25, whose product is annotated as kinesin family member 25. Gene Ontology annotation, cellular component: microtubule; kinesin complex. Gene Ontology annotation, molecular function: ATP binding; microtubule binding; microtubule motor activity. Lineage: Eukaryota; Metazoa; Chordata; Lepidosauria; Squamata; Viperidae. Bases 1 to 1110 code for a protein of 369 amino acids. Gene Ontology annotation, biological process: microtubule-based movement. The transcript has 8 exons. The record is from RefSeq and is a predicted model, not a curated record.
AUGGUCACAGUCCUUACUCACUGUGAUCAUUGGUUGACUGAAUCUUGUUUUAUUUUUGUCAGAGUUUAUAACACUUCUGAUUCACAAGUGACAGUAUUUGCAGAUAUUUCUCCUUUGCUAACCUCUUUGCUGGAUGGGUCCAAUGUGUGUAUUAUGGCUUAUGGGCAGACUGGUAGUGGGAAAACAUACACAAUGUUGGGCCCACAGCUUGAAAACAGUUUCCGUUUCUCGGUGGAAGGUGAGACAGAAUUAGGAAUCAUUGCUAGAGCCAGCAAAGAAGUAUUCAGGCUUCUUUCAGAAAAGUCACCAGGAAGCCAUUUGGUUGAGGUUUCUGUUGUAGAAGUGUAUAAUAAUGAAGUUUUUGAUCUUCUGGCCAAAGACAACUCUGGAAGGAUGAAUGGUAUCAAAAGGGAUAUAAUGACAAAUAAAGAAGGAAAGAAUGAUAUUCCACUUCUUACCAAUGAACCUGUUGAAGAUGUUGUGGAAUUCUUGGAGCUUGUGACCCAGGGGCUACAGCUGAGGGCCAAACACUCAACCCUUGUACACACUGAUUCAUCUCGUUCACACCUUGUGAUAACUUUGACAGUAACCAUCAAGGGUUCCUCAGAGGAUGAUUUUGCUGCUCCCUGGACAGGUGACCAUUCUAAUCCAAAGCUGGGUAAAGAACAUUUCUUCACUUCUGCUUGCUCUUCUAGAGCUUGUUCACCAGCACAGCUUUUCAGGGAAUCUGUGGAGAGACAGAAGGAAAUGAGAACAAAACUUCAACUGGUGGAUUUAGCUGGUAGCGAAAGUGUUGGUAUGUCUGGUGUAACUGGGUCACUGUUGAGAGAGACCUCCUUCAUUAAUCGCAGCUUGUCUGCUCUAGCAGAUGUACUUGGAGCCCUAUCAGAACAGAACUCUCACAUUCCAUAUCGAAAUAGCAAACUUACACAUUUGCUACAGGAUGCCAUAGGUGGUGAUGCAAAGUUGCUGGUGAUAUUGUGUGUCUCUCCAAGCCAGAAGUACAUAACAGAGUCACUUCAAACCCUAGGAUUUGGGUCCCGUGCUCGGAAGGUUCAGAGACGGCAUGCCAAGAAAAGAAAUGAACUGGCACUGAACAAAUCCAAAUAA